AUGGAGUUUUUGGAUAAAGAUGAACUCUGUUUUCCAAAACUCAUUAACACGUCCUGCAAGAAAUCCAUGCAGCUUCAUUCUGAGAACAUUUUCAUUUAUGUGCUGCUGUCCUGCAUCUCGUUUGUGACCAUAACUCUCAACCUGCUGGUCAUCAUCUCCAUCUCCCACUUCAGGCAGCUCCACACACCGACCAACCUCCUUCUCUUGUCUCUGGCUGUCUCAGACCUGCUUGUUGGACAGCUGCUGAUGCCUUUUCAAAUCACAUUGUUGGGAGGAUGUUGGUAUUUUGGAAACUUCAUGUGUGUAGUUGUAAAAUACAACUGCUUUAUUUUUACCUCUGCCUCGGUCGGGAACAUGGUGCUCAUAUCAGCUGACCGAUAUGUGGCCAUCUGUGACCCUCUGCAUUACCAAACCAAAGUCACUAACAGUAGAAUCAAAAUCUGUGUGUGUGCAUGCUGGGCUUGUUCUGUCUUCUAUACUGGGGUGAUUCUGACUAAUUUUUUUAAGGAUCCUGACAGAUAUAACUCCUGUGUUGGUGAGUGUGUACUUUUAGUUGAUUUCAUGAUACAGGCUUUUGAUUCAGUAAUUACUUUUUUUGGCCCCAUAAUGCUCAUCACCAUUCUGUACAUGAGAGUAUUUGUGGUGGCGGUGUCUCAGGCUCGAGCCCUGAGGUCUCAUGUUGCAUCUGUCACUCUGCAGGGUUCAGUUCCUGUAACUGCUAAGAAGUCAGAGAGAAAUGCAGCCACAGCUCUCGGUGUUGUUGUGCUGGUGUUUCUAAUAUGCUUCUGUCCUUAUUUUUAUAGUGUUCUUGCUGGCCAGGAUUAUCCAUUUGGUAAAGAAAUAUCAGAUUUUGGACUUUGGCUGCUUUUUUGUAACUCUUGCAUAAACCCACUGAUCUACACGUUUUUCUACCCCUGGUUUAGAAACUCUGUUAGACUUAUUGUUACUUUUCAAAUAUUUCAACCUGAUUCCUGUGAUGCCAACAUAAUGAAAUGAUGAUGUUGUAACUUUAAGGGUCAAACUCAAUAUUACAAACAUUGUUCUAAAUUGAU
This is a messenger RNA of Nothobranchius furzeri (turquoise killifish), 1052 nucleotides long. Its product is annotated as trace amine-associated receptor 13c-like. Gene Ontology annotation, cellular component: membrane. Lineage: Eukaryota; Metazoa; Chordata; Actinopteri; Cyprinodontiformes; Nothobranchiidae. Gene Ontology annotation, biological process: G protein-coupled receptor signaling pathway. The record is from RefSeq and is a predicted model, not a curated record. Gene Ontology annotation, molecular function: trace-amine receptor activity.